This is a messenger RNA of Lontra canadensis (Northern American river otter), 1028 nucleotides long. RefSeq names its product LHFPL tetraspan subfamily member 5 (gene LHFPL5). Bases 242 to 901 code for a protein of 219 amino acids. The record is from RefSeq and is a predicted model, not a curated record. The transcript is spliced from 4 exons. Lineage: Eukaryota; Metazoa; Chordata; Mammalia; Carnivora; Mustelidae. Gene Ontology annotation, cellular component: plasma membrane. Gene Ontology annotation, biological process: sensory perception of sound; detection of mechanical stimulus involved in sensory perception.
GACCGGAGACAGCCUGGCUAGAGCGGACAAAGGCAUCUGGACAAGCUUACGCUGAAGAAACCAAGGUUGUCUUCCUGGUCUUAUUAAUCCUCUUUCCUCUUCUUGGAGGAACUCUCACCUUGUAUCCUUACCUCAGCCUCCUUCCCGGCCCGGCUAAGGAGUGACCCACUCCUAGGCCUCUGUCUGCUAAGCCACUGGCUUACAGUCCACAGGAUUCCAGCCAAGGGCCUACGUCCUCACCAUGGUGAAGUUGCUGCCUGCGCAGGAGGCAGCCAAGAUCUACCAUACCAACUAUGUGCGCAACUCCAGGGCUGUGGGUGUGAUGUGGGGCACACUCACCAUCUGCUUCUCUGUACUGGUCAUGGCCCUCUUCAUCCAGCCCUACUGGAUCGGUGACAGUGUUAACACACCCCAAGCAGGCUACUUUGGCCUUUUCUCCUACUGUGUGGGCAACGUGCUGUCCUCUGAACUCAUCUGCAAGGGUGGCCCGCUGGACUUCUCCUCCAUUCCCUCUAGAGCCUUCAAGACCGCCAUGUUUUUUGUGGCAUUGGCCAUGUUCCUCAUCAUUGGCUCCAUCAUCUGCUUUAGCCUCUUCUUUGUCUGCAACACGGCCACUGUCUACAAGAUCUGCGCAUGGAUGCAGCUGGCUGCAGCCACAGGCCUGAUGAUUGGCUGCCUGGUCUACCCCGACGGUUGGGACUCAAGUGAGGUGCGGCGCAUGUGUGGGGAGCAGACAGGCAAGUACACACUGGGCCAGUGCACCAUCCGCUGGGCCUUCAUGCUGGCCAUCCUCAGCAUUGGAGACGCCCUCAUCCUCUCCUUCCUGGCCUUUGUGCUGGGCUACCGGCAGGACAAGCUCCUCCCUGAUGACUACAAGGCAGAUGGAAAAGAGGAAGUCUGAAGCAGCUGAAGUUUGGUCAACUGUCUCCCUGACAAUGGAAAAUUAAGGAAUCGAAUUCUUCAGAGACAAAAACUUGUUCCUUCCAAUUUUCCCUGUUCCUGGGUACUAUAGACCUGAUGUUCUGAAG